CAGAUGACUCUCCCCCCCACACCCCCCUUUAUUUUAGCAGUUCAGUUGGGGUUUUUUUUCUGCUGCUGCCGCCGUUCUUCUCCUUUCUAGUCACUAUCUCAUAACGGAGCAUUUUGGGGAGAAAAUUUAGACUUCAUUAGGUCAGCAACACUUGUGGGGAUUGCCACAGUCCAUCCCAUCCUACGGCCAUUCUAAAGCGUAACAGUCCUCGACUGUCACUCACCUUCCCGGGAUUUCUCAUUUCUCGCUUCAAUAAAUAUAUAAACUAUGGCUAAAACGGAUCUUAUCCAGAAAGCCAAGCUGGCAGAGCAGGCUGAGCGCUACGACGACAUGGCAGAAUGUAUGAAGGCUGUUACAGAGAUGGGAGAGGAGCUGUCAAACGAGGAGAGGAACCUGCUGUCCGUCGCCUACAAAAACGUGGUUGGGGCGAGGCGGUCCUCAUGGAGGGUGAUAUCCAGCAUCGGACUGAAGACCGAGGGUUGCGAAAAGAAGCAGCAGAUGGUCAAAGAAUAUCGCGAGAAAGUGGAAUCAGAACUGGAUGAAAUCUGCAGAUGUGUUUUGAAACUGCUGGAGGACCAUCUAAUUAAAAAUGCUUCAAAUUCAGAGAGCAAAGUCUUCUAUCUAAAGAUGAAGGGUGACUACUAUAGAUACCUUGCUGAAGUUGCCAGUGGAGAAAACAAAACAAAUACCAUUGAAAGCUCACAGCAAGCAUACCAGGAAGCAUUUAACAUCAGCAAGGCUGAAAUGGAACCCACACAUCCCAUUCGUUUGGGCUUGGCACUUAACUUCUCGGUCUUCUUCUAUGAGAUCCUGAACUCCCCAGAAAAAGCCUGUGAAUUGGCCAAACAGGCAUUUGAUGAUGCUAUUGCAGAGCUCGACAAUCUACAAGAGGAGUCCUACAAAGACAGCACUCUUAUCAUGCAGCUCCUCAGAGAUAACCUGACAUUAUGGACAUCAGACAGCGCCACUGAGGAGGGAGAGGGAGAAGAGGGCUCCAAGCCAUCGAACUAAGAAGCCCAAGCCCAUGCUGCUGGGGUUGACUCCAAAAAAUAAAAG
This is a messenger RNA of Haplochromis burtoni (Burton's mouthbrooder), 1056 nucleotides long. Its product is annotated as 14-3-3 protein zeta. Bases 268 to 1011 code for a protein of 247 amino acids. The record is from RefSeq and is a predicted model, not a curated record. The transcript is spliced from 6 exons. Gene Ontology annotation, cellular component: cytoplasm. Gene Ontology annotation, biological process: signal transduction. NCBI's taxonomy places the organism in Eukaryota, Metazoa, Chordata, Actinopteri, Cichliformes, Cichlidae.